GCUAGGACACUUCACCUUUAUCGUUGGAGCUAGCAGUCCACCACCACAACCCUACCUACCGUUUGCUGCACAGAUUGGGUCUCAAUGAAGUAACCAGCGCGACUCCUCACAAGCUAGCCAUGGAGGUUGCAACGGGAGCACUGGGCACUCUGAUCCCCAAGCUCGGCCAGCUCCUCCAGGAUGAGUACAAUCUGCAGAAGGGAGUCAAGAAGGACAUCGAGUUUCUCUCAAGGGAGCUCGAUAGUAUGCAUGCCGCCCUCCGCAGUGUUGGCGAGGUGCCACGAGAGGAACUCAAAGAGCAGGUCCGGAUCUGGGCGCGCGAUGUUAGGGAGCUGUCCUACGACAUGGAAGACAUCGUAGACACCUUCCUGGUGCGCGUCCGGGGCCCUGUGGCCCCUAGCAAAAGGAGUGCCAAGAGGUUCAUGAAGAAGAUGAUGAAUAUUGUCACAAAGGCCGCGACUCGCCAUGAGAUCGGGCAAGAGAUCAAGGAUAUCAAGGAGCGUGUCAAGGAGGUGGCCGAGCGACGUGACAGGUACAAGGUUGAUGCUAUUAAGCCUGAAAAAAUCUUGGUUGACCCUCGCAUAACAGCUCUAUACACUAAGGCUACAGAUCUUGUGGGUAUUGAUGAAGCAAGAGAAGAACUAAUCAUGAGGUUGACAAAUGGAGAUGACAUGUCUGGGCAGCAGCAAAGGGUAGUCUCUAUCGUUGGUUUUGGAGGAUUAGGCAAGACAACACUUGCCAAAGUAGUGUAUGACCAGCUAAGAGUUCAAUUUGAUUGCACAGCUUUCGUUUCAGUGUCUCAGAAUCCUGACUUGAACAAACUUCUCAAGAAUAUGCUUUAUGAACUUGACAAGGAAAAGUAUGCCAAUAUUCAUAGCACAAUGUUGGAAGAAAAGCAUCUCAUUGACCUAGUCCGGGAAUUCCUCCAAAAUAAAAGGUACUUCAUUGUCAUCGAUGAUAUAUGGGAUAUGAAACCAUGGGGGAUACUACGAUGUUCUCUACAUGAGAAUGGCCUGAAAAGCAUAAUCAUAACAACUACUCGCAUACUUGAUGUUGCUGAGCAAAUUGGUGGUUGCUAUAGGAUGAAACCUCUAACUCAUGAGAGCUCCAAAAAGCUAUUCUAUGGAAGAAUAUUCGGCUCUGAAGACAAAUGUCCUGGGCAGUAUUUUGAGGUAUCUGAAAAGAUUUUGAAGAAAUGUGGAGGUGUGCCAUUGGCCAUCAUUACCACAUCUAGCUUGCUUGCUAAUAAAUCAGAAAAUAUAAAAGUGUGGAAUGACGUUUGUGGCUCUAUUGGUUCCGGACUUGCAAGUAAUCCUAGCAUGGACAGUAUGAGGAAGAUAUUGUUGCUUAGCUAUUAUGAUCUACCUUCUCAUUUGAAGGCAUGCUUAUUAUAUCUUAGUAUAUUUCCUGAAGAUUAUGAGAUUGAGAAAUAUCGGUUGAUAUUGAGGUGGAUAGCUGAAGAUUUUGUCCACCGUGAAAAUGAGAGUCAAAGUUUAUUUGAGCAUGGAGAGAGUUACUUCAAUGAGCUUCUAAAUAGAAGCCUGAUUCAGAUAGCAGAUAGGGAUACCAUUUCAUUUUGCCGUGUGCAUGAUAUGGUACUUGAACUCAUUUGCUCCUUGUCAAGAGAAGAAAGUUUUGUUACCACGGUAUUAGGAGAUAGUAGGCAAUGCAUGCCUUCUUCUGGAAGCACCGUUCGCAGGUUAUCUCUCCAGAAUACUACUUGGCCUAAAACGGAAAUGCCAAAAUUGAGGUCCGUUGCUAUCUUCAGUCCCGCUAUAAUUAAUACAAUGCCAUCCCUUUCGAUUUAUCAUCUUCUACGUGUGUUGGAUCUACAAGAUUGCAAUCUCAGGGAACGUCGAAAUUUGAGGUUUGUUGGGAAUUUAUUUCACUUAAGGUAUCUAAGUCUAGCACGUGCUGGGUAUGCUGGUGAGCUGCCAGUGGAGGUAGGGAAGCUACAGUUUUUGCAGUCAUUGCUCUUACAUGGAACUGAAAUAGAAGAACUACCGUCAAGUAUUGUAGGCCUAACACAGUUGAUGUUCCUAUGUGUUGACCGCCGUACAAGUCUGCCUAAUGGGUUGAAGUAUCUAACAUCCCUAGAAAUGCUAGGGAUUGUGAGAGUGGAUUCUGCAUGCAUUGCGGAAGAGCUAGGCCAUCUGAUGCAACUGAGGCUCCUUUUAGUGAAUCUCACAACUGACAAGGAAGGCAGAUGGGAUGAAAACAUAUGCACAGCUUUGGUGGGGUCUCUUGGGAAAUUACACAAAAUCCAAACUCUAAUAGUACUGUCAGAUGACGUGGCAGCCAAUCUCGAAGGCUCAGUGGAGUCCGUGGGCAACUUGAGCACUCUCUCUAUUGAUAGAACCACUUCCUUGCCAACAUGGAUUCGCCCUGCAAUAUUAUUGCUUCUCUCCUACGUGGACAUAACGGUGGUUCAAGUGAGAAGGGAGGACAUCCAAGUCCUCGGGAGGCUCCAGGCUCUUCGUUAUCUUUAUUUAGGAGUUGGCAACAAACAAGUGCUGGAAAGGUUCAUGGUCAGGCCUGAUGCUUUUCCAUGUGCAAUAACAUGUAUAUUCAGCAAGCUUGCAAUGGUUCCGUCUACCUUCCCACCUGGAGCUAUGCCUAGACUUGAAAAGUUUAUAUUUGGCAUCCAACUGGAGGAUUUCUUGCGAGGUGAAUUUACUACUGAUGACCUGGCCUUGGGCCACCUCCCCUCCCUUCAGGAUGUGCAGGUUUACCUUAGUGGAAGGUGGAAAGUCAGCGAAGAGGUGGUAACCAAAGUGAAAGAGAAGCUAAGGCACGAGGCCGAUGGCCACCCCAACCACCCCUCCCUUCGAUAUGAUGAUGAUUUCUGAAAUCUUAUAUAUACCAAUAAAUAAUCUUGCAAAUCACGUAUGUCUGUCCUCGUAGAAAUUCUGAGCCAAUAUAUAGUUUGUUGUGCUCCAGGAACAGAGUCUACAUCGACAUAGCCGGGAACCUUGACGUGGAUCUCUAAUUGUUGCAAUUUAUACUGUAGGUUUGUGUGAGAUUAGAUAAAUUAAAUUUUGCCUCUGAAUUGUCGUGCAGGACGAAUUGAAGGCUACCAUAUUAAGCUUUGGUGUGGUGGAAAAACAUUUACGCCUAGUACCAGAUCGCCGUGACAUACAUGGAUCGGAGAUCUGCUGCUCUGCAUGUGCAUGGUGCCGAACCAUGGUCCAUGAAGAUAACCCGGUAGGACGCACGGCCUGUGUUCUUCCUGCCCGGCCAAGUUCGCCUUCGUCUACAAGGGCCUUCCCACCUGACACCUGGUCUCCGUUGACCGUUGGUUUUGUCUGAUUCUUCUACAUGUAUGUUCAAGUUGGCCUGAUACUCUGGUCCCGUUCUUCCCCGUUCCCAUGCAAGACUCAUUAAAACUCUGCGGUUGGUCGAGCAGCAAUAUGAUCCAUAAGCCCAAGAUCACUAUUCAACUGUAUUUAAUUUGUAGCAUUAUUAUGAUGGACUAUCUAUUGGCCUUGUUUGGUUUGUACUAUGGUAGGAACUAUAACAAUUUUGACUAUUAAUUAGAGGUAUUAAAUAAAUGCAGUUUGCAAAA
Molecule: messenger RNA, 3565 nt
Organism: Panicum virgatum (switchgrass)
Lineage: Eukaryota; Viridiplantae; Streptophyta; Magnoliopsida; Poales; Poaceae
Product: disease resistance protein RGA5-like
Exons: 5
Coding region: 120-2849 (909 amino acids)
Biological process (GO): defense response to other organism
Molecular function (GO): ADP binding
Source: RefSeq, a predicted model, not a curated record